AUGGUCAGCUCCUGCUGCUUUGCUCCUGCCUGCUGCCAGCCAACAUGCUGCAAGACAGUCUGCUGCAGAACAACUUGUUGUAAGCCAACCUGCUUUGUGCCCAGUUGCUGCCAACCUUGCUGUCAGCCAUCCUGUUGUGAGUCCAGCUGCUGUCAGCCGACAUGCUGCAAGACAGUCUGCUGCAGAACAACUUGUAAACCAAUCUGUUGUGAGUCCAGCUGCUGCCAACCUUGCUGUCAGCCAUCCUGUUGUGAGUCCAGCUACUGUCAGCCAACAUGCUGUAGGACAGUUUGCUGGAAAAAAACUUGUUGUGAGCCAACCUGCUGUGAGUCCAGCUGCUGUCAGCCAACAUGCUGUAAGACAGUCUGCUGCAGAACAACUUGUUUUAAACCAAUCAGUUGUGAGUCUAGCUGCUGCCAACCCUGCUGUCAGCCAUCCUGCUGUGAGUCCAGCUGCUGCCAACCUACCACCUGUAGCUCUAGCUGCUGCACACCUUGCUGCCAAACAAGUUCUUGUGAGCCAACCUGCUGUGUGCCCAGCUGCUGCCAACCUUGCUGUCAGCCUUCAUGCUGUCAGCCAACUUGCUGCAAAACAAUCUGCUACCAUUCACCCUGCUAUAGCCCCAGCGGUUGUGGGUCCAAUUGCUGCUCCCCAUCCUGCUGUUGA
Molecule: messenger RNA, 666 nt
Organism: Dromiciops gliroides (monito del monte)
Lineage: Eukaryota; Metazoa; Chordata; Mammalia; Microbiotheria; Microbiotheriidae
Product: keratin-associated protein 4-6-like
Exons: 1
Coding region: 1-666 (221 amino acids)
Cellular component (GO): keratin filament
Source: RefSeq, a predicted model, not a curated record